Molecule: messenger RNA, 3485 nt
Organism: Bactrocera neohumeralis
Lineage: Eukaryota; Metazoa; Arthropoda; Insecta; Diptera; Tephritidae
Gene: Ide
Product: insulin-degrading enzyme
Exons: 18
Coding region: 274-3420 (1048 amino acids)
Biological process (GO): peptide catabolic process
Cellular component (GO): cytosol; mitochondrion
Molecular function (GO): metalloendopeptidase activity; metal ion binding
Source: RefSeq, a predicted model, not a curated record
UUGUCAUUGCUAAUUGCUAAUUUAUAAGAUCCAACUAAAAUCACGAUUUGAGUGAGGGGAGCGAUUAAGUAAGCAGAAUUUUCCACGAUUCCAAUAGCGGUGGAGUAGGAGAAGAUUGUGUUGUGGCAGUAAAUUGUUAGCACAGCAAAUUGCCAACAGCAUAGUUAAUUGGUGUUUUAUAAAAAAGCAAAUUUUACCGAAACAAAAGUACAAACCUAGUGGUUAUUAUAGAGUACAUAGGAAGUGGAGCAACAACAAUUUUAUAGAACAUUAAUGUUUAUUAGACAAGCCUUAGUAUUAUGCUGUAGACAACAACUGCAGACCCGAUCAAUAAUAAGCGCAAACAACACAAAAAGCGUUUGGGCAAACUCAAGUUUAUUGUUUACGCGUGCUGAAUCAAACUUCAUAUUCCAGCGUAAAAUGAGCGCUUCAAGCACUGCGGCGGCAGGCGAAUCAAGUGGUCUUAAUAAGAUGCCACUAAAGAAACCACAAGAGAUAGAAGCUAUAGUACGUUUAAAUGAUAUUACCAAAUCCGAGCAAGACACAAGAGACUACCGUGGUCUGCAACUGGAAAAUGGUUUGAAGGUACUACUGAUCAGUGAUCCCAAGACGGAUGUUUCGGCGGCAGCGCUGGCAGUACAAGUAGGCCAUAUGUCCGAUCCCGAUAAUCUACCCGGUUUGGCGCAUUUUCUUGAGCAUAUGCUGUUUUUGGGCACCGAAAAGUAUCCACAUGAGAAUGGCUAUACCACCUAUUUAUCGCAAAGUGGUGGCAGCAGCAAUGCAGCUACAUAUCCAUUAUAUACCAAGUAUCACUUUCAUGUCGCACCAGAUCAUUUGGAUGGUGCACUCGAUCGUUUUGCGCAAUUCUUUAUAGGACCGUUGUUUACAGCCAGUGCUACCGAGCGUGAAAUUAAUGCGGUCAAUUCAGAGCAUGAGAAAAAUAUACCAAGCGAUUUAUGGCGCAUUAAGCAAGUGCAUAAACAUUUAGCAAAACCGGAUCACCCAUAUUGCAAAUUUGGUACUGGCAAUAAAGCAACACUCCAUGACAUACCCAAAUCAAAGAACAUUGAUGUGCGUGAAGAACUUUUAAAGUUUCAUAAGAAAUGGUAUUCCGCGAAUAUUAUGAGCUUAGCGGUACUAGGCAAAGAGUCACUUAACGAGCUCGAAGAAAUGGUCAUUGACAAGUUCUCCACUAUCGAGAAUAAAAAUGUUGAAAUACCAACAUUUGAGCCUGAACCCUUCUCGGAGGAUAAAUACGCGCGCAAAGUGCAUAUUUUACCAAUAAAAGACUUGCGCUCUUUAACAAUCAGCUUUACAACACCCGAUCUAACAGAGUUAUAUAAAUCAGCGCCCGACAGCUAUCUCUCGCACUUGCUUGGGCAUGAGGGAAAAGGUAGCAUACUCUCCGAACUGCGUAAAUUGGGUUGGUGUAAUGAUCUAAUGGCUGGGCAUCAGAAUACAUUAAACGGUUUUGGUUUCUUCGAGAUCGUUGUUGAUCUCACGCAGGAGGGCAUGGAGCAUGUUGAUGAUAUCGUCAAUAUUAUUUUCCAGUAUUUGUCAAUGGUGCGCAAGGAGGGUCCAAAGAAGUGGAUUUUUGAUGAAUAUGUUAAAAUAAAUGAAAUACGUUUCCGCUUCAAGGACAAAGAGCAGCCAGAAAAUAUGGUCACAAAUGCAGUUUCCGCAAUGCAGAUUUAUCCACUUGAGGAAGUGCUUACCGCACCAUAUCUAAGCAAUGAAUGGCGUCCAGAUUUGAUUACUAAACUGCUUGAUGAGCUCGUGCCGGAAAAAUGUCGCAUCGUGCUAAUUGGCCAAAGUUACGAGCCAUUGUGUAACGAAAUCGAACCGUAUUACAAAACUAAAUAUGGCUCAUACAAAAUUGAAGCCGAGACAUUGCGGCGCUGGGAAAAUUGUGGUCUCAAUGAAAACGUUGCGCUGCCGCUACCAAACGCUUUUAUACCUACAAAUCUCGAUUUGGCGCCAGAGGAUGCGGACUUAUCGAAACAUCCUAUCAUUAUAAAGGACUCGCCAAUCUUACGAGUGUGGCAUAAACAAGACAACCACUUUUUGAAGCCGAAAGCCUGCAUGACUUUUGACAUGUCCAAUCCAAUUGCCUAUCUCGAUCCGCUUAAUUGUAAUUUGAAUCAGUUAAUGGUUUCACUGCUCAAAGAUCAGUUGAAUGAAUAUUUAUAUGAUGCAGCUUUGGCGGGUUUAAAACUACAAGUGAACACCAAGUCGUCGGGAAUCGAGUUUUCUAUACGUGGUUAUAACGACAAGCAGCUGGUAUUGUUAGAAAAAGUGUUGGAUCAUUUAUUCGAUUUCAAAAUCGAUGAGAAACGUUUUAAUAUAUUGCGCGAGGAUUUUAUACGCUCGCUCAAGAAUUUUAAGGCCGAACAACCUUAUCAGCAUGCCAUUUAUUAUCUGGCUUUAAUACUUACCGAGAACGCUUGGGCCAACAGCGAGUUGUUGGAUGCGAUGGAAUUGGUUACCUAUGAUCGUGUCGUAAAUUUUGCGCGUGAAUUUUUCCAACGCCUGCACACGGAAUGUUUUAUUUAUGGCAAUGUGACCAAGGCGCAAGCACUGGAUAUUGCGGAACGUGUCAAUAAACGUCUGGAGAAAACCAAUUCGAUUGUGUUGCCGCUUUUGGCACGGCAGAUGCUCAAGAAACGGGAGUACAAAUUGUGUAGCGGUGACAGCUAUUUGUUUGAGAAUCAAAAUAAGUUUCAUAAAAGUUCUUGUUCACAACUGUAUUUUCAAUAUGGCCCACAAACGGAUCGUUCCAAUAUUAUGUUAAAUUUAAUUGCGCAAGUUUUAUCGGAGCCAUGCUAUGACGUCUUGCGUACAAAGGAACAACUCGGCUACAUAGUCUUCAGCGGCAUACGCAAAGUAAACGGCGCUAAUGGCAUACGCAUUAUAGUACAAUCCUCAAAGCAUCCAUCGUUCGUCGAGGAUCGCAUUGAAAGCUUCUUGGAGAAUUAUUUGCAAACCAUGGAAGAAAUGCCGUUGGAUGAAUUUGAACGCCAUAAAGACGCUUUAGCAUUGAAAAAAUUGGAGAAAGCCAAAAAUGUUACACAACAGUUCCAUCAAUUCUAUAAUGAAAUCUCUGUGGGACAAUAUCAUUUCGAACGCGAUGAAGCGGAAGUGGCGAUUUUGCGUAAAAUUACGAAGGAGGAGUUUUUGGAGUGCUUCAAGAGCUUUAUCACUCGUGACGGCCCCGAACGCCGCGUACUCUCCGUGCAUAUUAUCUCUACACAAACAAAUGAAGUGGAUAACGAAACCGACGCGGCCGAACCAGAAAUAACAAACAUGGAAAGACACGUGAAAAUCACCGAUUUGGAAACCUUUAAAUCAAGCAAAGAAUUAUAUCCAAUUUGUUUGCCAGUAUUGGAUAUUAAAGCGAAAGGGGCUCGUAGUAAAUUAUAAAUAUUUUGAAAAAGAUAAAAAUAAAUAAAUAACUUACAAACAUGUAUACAAAACUAACAACAACA